Ipomoea nil (Japanese morning glory) is the source of this 828-nucleotide messenger RNA. RefSeq lists its product as uncharacterized. The transcript is spliced from 10 exons. NCBI's taxonomy places the organism in Eukaryota, Viridiplantae, Streptophyta, Magnoliopsida, Solanales, Convolvulaceae. Gene Ontology annotation, cellular component: membrane; Cul4A-RING E3 ubiquitin ligase complex. Gene Ontology annotation, biological process: protein ubiquitination. The coding region runs from base 1 to 822 and encodes 273 amino acids. The record is from RefSeq and is a predicted model, not a curated record.
AUGGGCUUAUCAACCUUGGCCUUUCUGAGAGGCGUGGCGUCUUGGAAGAAAGAGACUAAGCUGAAAAGGGAGGCUGCUCUACCUAGCUGUGGAGGAACAUAUCCUGGUGGUCCCAUCACUUGCACUCAGAGGAACGCUAAGGUGUGCAUUCUUGAGAAUGUUUACUGGAAGCAAUUUGGGCUUAUCUAUUUUGUUUGGGUUGCAUCUCUUGCUCUGCAGAUCACCAAGAAUUAUUAUACAACUUGCUCAACUCUGUAUUGGGUGGUGAAUUUGUUACAGAUCCCAGUUUGUUUUGGGGUGAGUUUGUUUGAAGCAUUUGGGCUGUACAAAGGGUGGAGAAAGAUUUCAUCCAACAAUGAUUCAACCUCCAAGUUGCGAGCAUGGCAACUCAUUAUUUUGUGCAUCUUUGGAAUAGUUGCUGGUACGGUUGGAGCACUGCUUGGUCUUGGUGGAGGCUUUAUUAUGGGUCCUCUAUUCUUAGAGUUGGGUGUCCCUCCCGAGGUUUCAACCGCCACAUCUACCUUUAUAAUGGUGUUCUCCUCAUCAAUUGCUGUGGUACAAUACUACCUUCUCAAGCGUUUCCCGGUUCCUUACGGUGUGUGCUUAACUGUGGUGGCAACUUUUGCUGCAUUUGUUGGACAACACGCAGUGAGGAAGGUGAUUGCGGUGUUAGGGAGAGCAUCAUUAAUCAUCUUCACUUUGGCCUUCAUAAUUCUCAUAAGUACAAUCUCAUUAGGUGGAAUUGGGAUCUCCAACAUGAUAAAAAAGAUUGAGCACCAUGAAAACAUGGGCUUUGAAAGCCUCUGCAACUACAACGCCUAAACCACU